AUGUAUACCUCCUAUGAAAUUGUCUGCCGCACCAACAUCCCCGCGUUCAAGCUCAAACACUCUGUCGUGCGCCGCCGCUAUUCAGAUUUCGAAUAUUUUCGAGACAUACUGGAGCGUGAGAGCGCGCGCGUAACGAUUCCUCCCCUACCAGGGAAAGUAUUCACCAAUCGAUUCAGUGAUGAUGUGAUUGAACAUCGGCGGGAAGGUCUACAACGGUUCUUGCAAAUAGUAGUAGGGCAUCCCUUGCUACAAACAGGGAGCAAGGUGCUUGCUAGUUUUGUUCAAGAUCCAAACUGGGACAGAAAUGCAUGGUAG
Messenger RNA from Paracoccidioides brasiliensis Pb18, 315 nucleotides. RefSeq names its product sorting nexin-3. Gene Ontology annotation, cellular component: early endosome membrane; retromer complex. Gene Ontology annotation, molecular function: phosphatidylinositol-3-phosphate binding. The record is from RefSeq and is a predicted model, not a curated record. The transcript has 2 exons. The coding region runs from base 1 to 315 and encodes 104 amino acids. Gene Ontology annotation, biological process: late endosome to Golgi transport; endocytic recycling.